CACUGAGGCAAGGCGAGAGCAGCGAACGAAGAGAAACGUAUCGGAAUCGGAGUAAAAAUGUCCGCACAAUUGCAUUCAGAACUGUCCCCGCGCGACGACGACGACGUUGUUGGACAAUGAAUCCUGGUCUAUGGGGAUGCCUGAUACCCUGUGGACUGUCAUACUGGUGCGAGAGUAAGAGUGGCAGCGAUCCAUGCAUUACUACGGAGAUGGGAGCAACAGCGUCAACGGACUGUCCCGGCUCUAGUGGCGGCGUAGGUGGAGUAGGCGGUGCAGGAGGAGGAGGAGGAGGUGGGAGUGGUGCAAGCGGAGCGGUCGGUGGCGGUAACGGAGGCAUGCUGGGGAUCACGUCGACUGCCGGUAUCACCACAACACCACUAACAUCAGCCAGCGGUAGUGGUAGCGGUGGCUACGGACCAAUGUGCGGCGUUGGUGGUUCGGGUGGCACCGGUCCUGGUGGUGUGGUACGCGAGCGUCGCAAAAAGGUGACCGGCUUUGCGACGCUAAAGAAGAAACUGAUCCGACGACGACGCUCGUCGAAAGCCUGUGAUCAUGGUCGCGUGCUACGCGAAUUCGUCUCCAGCUGGAGCCCGAUGGAACUGUCCGCACUGCUCGAGGAGUACGAGUCGCUGGCGGCACUGAAAGACCUCUCGGUGCAGGCAGAACUAGCCCGGCCACCGGCAACCACGUUCAAGCAGGAUCUAGCCAGCCUGUACGAUUUCAAGCACUGCACCGAUUGCGAUCUAGUAUUCCGUGGAACGGUGUUUCCGGUCCAUCGAGCGAUCCUGUCGGCGCGUUGCUCUUACUUUCGCGAUCUGCUAGCCGGGUGUCCCGGAUACGGGGCGCGCAUUUGUCUCGAGCUACGUUCGUCGCCGGUAGACGUGGCAAUGUUCUCGUCGUUGCUGCGCUACCUCUAUACUGGGGACCUGUGUACACACGAUCCGACCAUAGAUGUAAGUCUGUUACGUAGGUUAGGGGAAGAUUUCGGCACGCCCAACCCGCUCGAGGACGAUCUGAGCUAUCUGCUGGGAACGGGCGACUACGCAGACGCAGCCAUAGUAUUCACAUCCGAGGGCGGCGAUUAUCAUCGGCCCGAUUCCGGCAGCUCGGAGUAUGGCUUUCGACCCAAGCUAGAGCUACCGUGUCACAAGGCGAUUUUGAGCGCCCGGUCGCCCUUCUUUAAGAACAUGAUACAGCGGCGGACGCGAAAUAUCUCCGAGGAGCAUCAGCUGCACGGGACGGAUCGAUCACUGCACGCAACGACACGAAUCGUACUGGACGAAGGCGUCAUCCCGAAACGGUACGCACGUGUGCUGCUGCACGCGAUCUAUCUGGAUACGGUGAACCUGUCGUUGAUCUUGCGUGGCAAUGGUUGUGGUAGUGGGGCGGGCAGUCUCGGUGAAGUACAAGCGCUGACGCACACCGGUCGCGCCAGACCUUCACCACUCGAAGAAGCGAUGGAACUGUACCAGAUUGGGCGCUUCCUCGAGCUUGAUAUACUAGCGCAGGGCUGUGAGGAUUUGAUACUGGAAUGGUUGUCGCUCGACACGCUCGCGACGGUGUUGCGCUGGGGCAGCCAACCGCACGGAUCGGCCUGGGUGUACCGGCAGGCCUGUCACUAUUUGCGGGAAGAGUUUUCGGCAAUCGUCGGCUCACCGGUACUGUUUCAAUUAGAUAAGUCGCAACUCAUCGAAGCGCUGCAGAACAACUUCCUGCAAGCGUCGGAGCUGGAGGUGUUGCAGGCGGUGCUAAAAUGGGGCGAACAGGAGCUUAUUCGCCGUAUGGAAGAUCGGGAGCCAAAUCUGCUCAGCCACACGGCACAUUCCGUCACACGGAAGGGCAUCAAGAAACGCGAUCUGAGCGAUGUCGAACUGCGCGAAAUUCUGUCCGAACUGUUGCCGCACGUUCGCAUGGAUCAUGUGUUGCCACCGAACAACGAAAUCCUCAACCAGGCUAUACGCCGCGGGUUGGUGAGCACACCUCCGUCCCAUAUGAUUGGCGACGAGCGGGAAAGCUUGCGCAUUAAUGCGUGGAUUCGUGGCGGAAAGAACCAUGGACUGUUUGUGCGUCCACGGCUCUUUAUGCCUUACUAUGAGGAGGUGAAGGUACUGCUGGAAGAUCACAUCGCGUCGCAGCAGAUUGAAUUGCUGCGGAUGAGGCGCUCACGUCAUCACAUGCCUGAUAUUCCGGAUACGCUGUACAUGGUUUCGCGAUUGAAUAGCAAUGCUGGCACAACGCUCGGUGGUGGAUCCGCUGCCGGUGUGGACGUUGUCGCAGCGACAACCGCACCUAUUCCCGCACCGGACGCACAAACGAUGGAGUCGAUGCAGAAGCGAGACCAGAAGUUGCGGCAAGCACCCGGUUGCCAGCGGGCCCUAGCGUUACCCCUUUCCAGUCGCUCGGAAAUUAACCGACAGAUUCGACUACGCGUCGUGCGAGAGUUUAACUUUCCGGACGAGGUGGCCGAUCUGCUCGAGAGCGCCAAUUGCUACUGCCAUGACGGGGAACCGAAUGGGGCGAACAGUAAAGGUCCGUCAGAUUAUGACCAUGACACUCACCACCAUCACCAUGCGCAUCAUCAUACACACCAUCGGCACGAUCUGCACACCAGUCAGCAGUCGCUGGACGAUGAAUCAACGCCACCUCCGUCGCCCGCUAUGCCCAGUAACGACCUGGAGGCACAGGCCUCAGUCCACUGCUUCGGACGCAACAUGACAUUCCCUCGUCAGCAGCAGCAGCAGCAGGCUCAGCAGCCGCAAUAUCCUGCACAGCAGCAACCGUCAGCGCACCAUUCACAGCGGACCUCGAUGACACCACACUCAAUGCUAGCACAUGGAGUGCACGGAUCUGGUGGAAACAGUGUGUCCGGCCCUACCGGUCACCAUGCGUCGAUGAAUAAUCCACUCGCAUUGAUAAGCGGAACGCAUCGACGGCAGGAAUUACCUUCGGUGAUUCCGGGUGGAGACAUCGUGGCGUAUCGCCUAUCGGCUCCGGCAGGUAGCGGCGCUGUUGGUCCACCGGGAGGUAUCGGUGGCGGUGGCUUGGAUUUGAAUGAAAUCGGAGCAUGCUCGGAGGGUCAUCUGUCGGACGUUAUGCCCGAUGUUGCCAUGGCAACCGCAUCUCUUGGUCAGCUGCAUCUUGGUGGUGGUGGUGCUGCAUCCGGUGGUGGUGGUGGUGCAGGCAAUGGUUCUGAUGUACCGGAAAGUUUGCAUCUGGAUUUAGGAGAUGGACCGAGUCACAUGAUUGGUGGUGGUGGUGGUGCGGCCAUUGGUGGACUACAUCACAGCAUUACGCACCAUCGUAUGACACCCGCAACUACGACAUUCCAUCACUACAUGACGCGAAAUCUACUGAACCCUAUGCACCCAUCAACAUCUCAGCAAUCGACAUCACAAUCCCAGCAACAGGUGCAUCAUUCGGCCCUGCAACCAUCUGCAUCGUCAUCGUCUUCGUCCUCAUCAAUGCUGCUGGGUGGUGGUCACUCUAUUUCCUCUCAGCUGCACGGAUCGCAAGCCUCUCUAGCACACAAUGGCCAACAGCAGCAGCAGCAACAGCAGCAACAACAACAACAUCACGGUUCACAGCAAUUAUUAAACGUGGGCGGAUCUGCAGCACAUCCGCAACAGCAACAACAGCCACAGCAAUCAUCGCAGCAACAAUCGCUGGCUCAGAGGUCUUCCUCGCCGUAUACGCUGCAUCGUGCAAGUCCGAGCUUGCCCCAUAGCUCAUAUCACUCCGGACCACCGCGAUUCUUAUAGAAAAGGCUGCACGUUUAUCCAGAUCGUAAUUGCCUCUUCGUAAUGCCUUUCUAAGAACAAAAACACAAAA
This is a messenger RNA of Anopheles maculipalpis, 3828 nucleotides long. RefSeq names its product BTB/POZ domain-containing protein 7. Gene Ontology annotation, molecular function: protein binding. NCBI's taxonomy places the organism in Eukaryota, Metazoa, Arthropoda, Insecta, Diptera, Culicidae. Gene Ontology annotation, biological process: morphogenesis of a branching epithelium. The transcript is spliced from 3 exons. The record is from RefSeq and is a predicted model, not a curated record. Bases 117 to 3758 code for a protein of 1213 amino acids.